Parnassius apollo (apollo) is the source of this 546-nucleotide messenger RNA. NCBI's taxonomy places the organism in Eukaryota, Metazoa, Arthropoda, Insecta, Lepidoptera, Papilionidae. The record is from the annotation of a GenBank genome assembly.
AUGCCGAUCAACCGUACACCGCCGCCCGCUUCGCCCGUGCCUGUGAGCUCUGAUGAUACAUCGCCAUCGCAGACAUCGCGGACGCGCGCAAUCGACGCGAUAGAACGGACGACAAAACUUCACAGUGAAUCGGCGCCUGAUAUUCCAUCGCUUACGUUAAAUGUCACUGAGCGUAAAAAAAGGAAACAUGACGGAGUGAAUCCUAACAUUAUGUCUUAUAUGAGUGAAUUUUUUUCAGUUUAUACGAAUGAACAAGCAAAGCAUUUCAAAGAUUUACAAACUAUAGUUUCUAGUAUAAAAAAGAGCGUCGAUACUAUGUCAAGCAAGUAUGAUGAGUUUCUAUCACGGAUAUCCGUUCUAGAGGCAAAGAAAAGGCAGGAUAGAUAUAUUAUACAACAACUACAGGAGAAAAUAGAAAAUAUGGAAAGGAAGUCCAGAUUUUCGGGAAUAGAAAUAAGAAACAUACCUAAAAACAAUGAAGAAUCAAAAGAAAAUCUAUGUAGCACUGUUAAAAAAUUAGGGGAGUGUUUGAUUGUAAAUUUGUAG